AUGGAAAUGGAAACGCAAAAAGACGAAAUUGGUUCUAGAGAUAAUUCAGAUGAUGAGUCAAGAAACACUCCAGCGGCUUCCAUGGAAACGGAAGAUCCAUGUUUUGAUGCUCUGUCUUUAAACAGUAAUUACAGCAAUGAAAUGAAUCAGAGUAAAAAAAGCCCUGCUAAAGCUGAAAAUCUUGAUCGAGGAGACAGAGGAAAAAUGAUUCGGGUUAAAAAAAGUCCUGCUAAACUGAAAAAGCUUAAUGGAGGAGACGGCGACAAAUUGACUCCCGUUAAAAAGAUCCGAGUUAAAUCAGAUACGCCUGAUCGAGGAGACAAUGUCAAAAUGAUUCGGGUUAAAAAGAGCCCUGCUGUAUUGGAUAUGCCUAAUCGAGGAGAAAACAAUCAAAUGAGUCCGGUUAAAAAAAGACCUGCUAAAUCGGAACGGUUUGAUCGAGGAGACAAUGGCAAAAUGAUUCGAGUUAAAAAGAGCCCUGCUAAAUCGGAAAGUCCAAAUAGAAAAGACAGCGACAGAAUGACUCCGGUUAGAAAGAUCCUAGCUGAAUCGGAAAAGUCUGAUCAAGGAGACAGCGGCAAAAUAAUUCGAGUUAAAAAGCGCCAUGCUAAAUCGAGAAGUCCGAAUCGAAAAGAAAGCGAAAAAAUGACUUCGAUUAGACAAAUCCUUGCUGAAUCGGAAAAGUCUGAUCAAGGAGACAGCGGCAAAAUGAUUCGAGUUAAAAAGCGCCAUGCUAAACCGGUAAGUCCAAAUCGAAAAGAAAGCGAAAAAAUUACUCCAGUCAGAAAAAUCCUUGCUGAAUCGGAAAAGUCUGAUCAAGGAGACAGCGGCAAAAUGAUUCGAGUUAAAAAGAGUCUUGCUAAAUUGGAUAGAUCAACUCAGAAAGACAGCGACAAAAGGAUUCGGGUGAAAAAGCACCUUGCUAAAUCGAAAAAGUCUACUCAACGCGACAUCGGCAAAAUGACUCGUACUAAGAAAAGACUAUCUAAAAUGGAAAAGCCUGUUCGUGGUAACAUUAAAGCCAACAGUAAAAUGACUCGUACUAAGAAAAGACCAUCUAAAAUUGAGAGGCCUGGUCGUGGUAGCAUUAAAGCCAAUAGAAAAAUUACUCAGAUUAAGUGCCACUGCCCAGUAUGCCUAACACAGACUUUUGUAAGGUUAUAUGCCAUUGUCCAGUAUGCCUAA
Molecule: messenger RNA, 1185 nt
Organism: Parasteatoda tepidariorum (common house spider)
Lineage: Eukaryota; Metazoa; Arthropoda; Arachnida; Araneae; Theridiidae
Product: micronuclear linker histone polyprotein-like
Source: RefSeq, a predicted model, not a curated record